Messenger RNA from Lactuca sativa (garden lettuce), 2592 nucleotides. Its product is annotated as transport inhibitor response 1-like protein. NCBI's taxonomy places the organism in Eukaryota, Viridiplantae, Streptophyta, Magnoliopsida, Asterales, Asteraceae. Gene Ontology annotation, molecular function: protein binding. The record is from RefSeq and is a predicted model, not a curated record. Gene Ontology annotation, cellular component: SCF ubiquitin ligase complex. Gene Ontology annotation, biological process: SCF-dependent proteasomal ubiquitin-dependent protein catabolic process.
UACCAAUGUACUAGUGGGUAGCAGCAGUACAAUAUAAAAGACAAAACCCCCAAAUAAUAGAGGUCUGUGUGUGUGUGUCUAGCCAAUUAGAUUUCGCAGAUGAAUAAAGAGCCAGUGAUAUAGAACAAGAGGGCAUGGAGAAUCCCUAUGCACACUUUUGUAGAAAGAGAGCGAGAAGAAAAAACCACCUAAAUUAUUAGUUUCAAGCGUCUUUCCUCCUAAAUUUAGUAUAAUCUUUGAUUCUCUCUCUGAUCUGAAGAAUAAGAUUCAAUCUUUUUAUAAUCUCAUCAAGCUAGAUCGAAGUGGGUGUCGUCGGAAAUGUCUGAAGAUGACGGUGGUUGCGGUGGUGGUAAGUUGAGAAACUCCGUUACCGGCGCCGGACCUGAACCCGGGGAGUUUUUCACGCCGUACCCAGAUCAGGUUCUUGAAAACGUACUUGAAAACGUUUUAAUUUUCUUGAAAUCACGGCGUGACCGUAACGCCGUUUCGCUCGUCUGCAAAUCAUGGUACCGCGCGGAAGCGUACACCAGAUCGGAUCUGUUCAUCGGAAACUGUUACUCUGUGGCUCCACGGCGGGUGACCAACCGAUUCAAGAGAAUCCGGUCGGUUUCUUUGAAGGGAAAACCCCGGUUUGCUGAUUUUAGCUUAUUGCCGGCUGAUUGGGGUGCGCACUUUAGCCCUUGGGUGUCUGCCAUGGCUACUGCUUAUCGUUCGCUGGAGAAGAUCUACCUGAAACGCAUGUCCAUCACCGAUGAUGAUCUCGCCAUGAUUGCUCACUCCUUUCCGAAUUUCAAGGAGCUUGUUUUAGUUUGCUGUGAAGGUUUCGGAACGAGCGGACUCGCAAUUAUCGCCAGCGAGUGCAGAAAUCUUCGUGUUCUUGAGCUGGUUGAAGACGACGUUUCCGACGAUGAAGUGGAUUGGAUUUCUUUCUUUCCACCAGAGGGUACGACCCAUUUGGAGUCAUUGAGUUUCGAUUGCGUCGAAACCCCAUUUAAUUUCGAGGCCUUAGAGAGACUAGUAGCAAGAUCACCAUUGUUAAAGAAGCUUAGAUUGAACCGUUACGUUUCGAUAGGGCAGCUUUACCGGUUAAUCCUCCGGUCACCGCAGUUAACCCAUUUAGGCACUGGCUCCUUCAGUACGCUGGGUGUCAUCGGUCAACAACAAGAACCCGAUUACACUUCCGCUUUUGCUGCUUGCAGAUCGAUAGUUUGUCUCUCCGGCUUCCGUGAAAUCGCACCUGAACAUCUCCCGGCGCUCUUACCGCUCUAUGCUAAUCUCACCUCUUUAAAUCUCAGCUACGCUAGCAUCGAACCCCACCAGCUCCGCCCAGCCAUCCGCCACUGUCAUAAACUACAGGUUUUCUGGGCGCUUGAUUCCAUCUGUGAUGAAGGACUUCAGGCGGUGGCAGACACAUGUAAAGAUCUUCGUGAGCUUCGGGUUUUCCCCAUAGACGCUUCAGAAAACGUCGAAGGUCCAGUCUCAGAAGUAGGUCUCCUUGCUAUUUCCAUCGGAUGUUCAAAACUAGAAUCCAUCCUCUACUUCUGUCAACAGAUGACAAAUGCAGCGGUUGUAGCCAUGUCCAAAAACUGCCCGGAUCUCGUGGUGUUUCGUCUGUGUAUAAUAGGGAGAUACAGACCGGAUCGGGUCACGGGUGAGCCCAUGGACGAGGGUUUUGGAGCCAUUGUCAAGAACUGUAAGAAGCUGACCCGUCUAGCUGUUUCCGGGCUGCUGACCGACCGGGCAUUUAGCUACAUCGGGCAGUAUGGUAAACUUGUGAGAACAUUGUCUGUGGCUUUUAAUGGGGACAGUGAUACUGGGUUGAAAUAUGUUCUUGAAGGAUGCACAAAUUUGCAAAAACUGGAGAUCAGAGAUAGCCCAUUUGGUGACUCGGGUUUACAAUCGGGUUUGCACCAUUUUUACAAUAUGAGGUUUGUUUGGCUGUCAUCAUGUAGGGUCACCCGCCAAGGGUGCAUGGAGAUUGCUAGAAUCUUGCCCAAAUUAGUGGUGGAAGUUUUUCGUAGGGAUGAGGAUACAGAUGAGGAAGAAGACAGGGUGAGGGGCGAUUUCGUCGAUACACUUUAUAUGUAUCGCUCUCUUGAUGGCCCACGACCCGAUGCCCCACAGUUUGUCAACAUCCUUUGAAUUUUAUAUACUUUUUCAGUUAUACCCGUUUCAAGAUUCGUGGGUCACCUAAUGAUCCGUUCACAACCCGGCUGUCUUUUGGCUUAAAAACAUGAGUUUGAUCUUGCCAUAAAAGAUUGGAUCUUUGAGGUGGGUAUGGAAGUAAAAAAAAAGCCAUCUUGAUUUGUUUGUUUGAUCCUAAAAAGUGGUUAGAUAUUAAAAGUUUGUGAAGUUUCUUGAAGCAGAGGGGUAGAGAUGAUAAUGAAUUGAUGAUAGUAUUCUUUAAUUUGGUAGCAGAGACCUUUAAAAUCUGAAUCCUGUUCUUCAUGUUGUAUUCAGAUGUUAGGUUUUUUUUUUUAGAUUCAUACCUGCGGAAGGUAUAUGAUGUCCUCUUAAUGAUACAUUCAUAUCUUCUUUAUUGGAAUACUAUGUUUUCAGAUAUCUUUUGGUAAAAAAAUCACUUCAACUUGA